Sclerotinia trifoliorum is the source of this 979-nucleotide messenger RNA. The record is from the annotation of a GenBank genome assembly. Lineage: Eukaryota; Fungi; Ascomycota; Leotiomycetes; Helotiales; Sclerotiniaceae.
AUGGUCACCAUCAAAGAUGUUCGAGAUUCUAAUGCCACUUUCAAAGCUAUAGCUACUCCUGGUAUGGUUGCCGUCUUUGGUGCAACAUCGGGUAUCGGAAUGGGUACGUUGAAAGCAUUUGUCAAGUACGCAAAUGCUCCGAAAGCAUAUAUAAUUGGACGAUCAGAAUCAGCUGCGGGUCGUCUAGUCAACGAUCUGAGACUCUCAAAUCCAUCAGCAACACUGUGUUUCCUUGAAGGCGAAAGUUCUCUAAUCAGGGAAGUGGAUAGACUAUGCGAUGAGGUCAAAAGCAAAGAGGAGGAAGUUGAUUUCGUAUUCCUAAGUGCAGGUUGCUUGUCCUUUGAUGGUCGGACCGGUACAUCCUCGUCAUUGUCCCUUCUUUACCAUUGACAUUAUCCAGAAUUAUCUGAAGGAAUCGAAAUUCCUCAAUCUCUCCGUUACUAUUCUCGCCUCCGCUUUGCCUACGAUUUACUCCCUCUCCUGCAAGCAGCACCCAACCCCCUGUCAUUUCAAUCCUAGCGGGUGGUCGAGAGAAAUCUAUUGAUCUCAACGACCUCGAAAUGAAGCAAAAUUUCACCAUGAUGGAAGCUGCUGCAAUGGAACAACUCAAACAACUCUAGCUUUCGAAGAACUUGCGAAAUCUAGCCCUCGCAUUUCUUUCAUUCACAAGUAUCCGGGAUUCGUUGAUACUGGAGCGGUUGGUAGAUUGAUGUCUUCUACGACGGAAUUUUAUGCUAUUUUAGCAACCUUUUUAGAUUAGUGAUAUUACCUGUUCUCAAUUUAUUUGCAAUGAGCGUGGAGGAAGCGGGCGAAAGAGGAUUAUUCUUAGCUACUAGUGCAAGGUAUCCGCCUGCCGAACCAAGAGAGGGAGAUGUCUCAGGGCUGGAAUUUCCUGCUCGUGUGGAGGUCACAAGGAGUUCGGUAGCAAAUGAUAAUGGAGGCCCAACGGGCUUUACAGACUUAAGGCAGAUGGUGAGUC